Mastomys coucha (southern multimammate mouse) is the source of this 1911-nucleotide messenger RNA. Its product is annotated as testis-expressed protein 19.2. The transcript has 3 exons. Gene Ontology annotation, cellular component: nucleus; cytoplasm. NCBI's taxonomy places the organism in Eukaryota, Metazoa, Chordata, Mammalia, Rodentia, Muridae. The coding region runs from base 480 to 1469 and encodes 329 amino acids. The record is from RefSeq and is a predicted model, not a curated record. Gene Ontology annotation, biological process: male gonad development; spermatogenesis; placenta development.
GGUUUUCGAGUCCCUCGAAGGAACAGAGAUGGGGCCAUCGCGCACCUCUGGAGCACACAGGAAGCACACUGGUGUGGGCCCGGGAGCUGUGCAUGCGUGCUGUAGGGGGAACCAGGUCGCAUCUGCGACCUGGGGACACGAUGACUCAGUGCCUUCGCUUCCAGCGUCUUUUUGGGGCCUCAUGGGAGAUAUGUAAAUGAGCUGGAGCAUCAUGGGCCCUUUAUAAGGCCACGGUGUUCUGCGCUCCCUGUUCAAUGCUCACCGAGCAGAGCCUUGGUUCGUAGGCCCUUAGUUGGGUACCUGGGAGCUCAGUCUGGGAGACAUUGGAGCAAGUGUGAAACUGAAGAACCUUCUGGAAGCUCAAGCCUGUUUACUUCUCCAGAAAGCAUCUAUUGUCCUGUUGACCUGACCUCCUGAGACCAUCGAGCAAGUCUUCCUCUGUGUGUCUGUCCACUUAGCUGCCGACAAACUUCUUGGCCAUGUGUCCCCCAGUCAGUGCUCGCCAUGGGGCCAAGGGCAUGUCCUGCCUCUAUGGAGCCUGGCUGUACCAGCUUGUCCAUGGAGAACAGAUGAAGAUCUGCUUUGCUUGCUUCAAGGCAGCUUUCCUGGUCGUUAAGAACAUGCUGGAGAUGGGAGACUGGGAAGAGGAAGCGUGGGAUGCUGAGCCCAUGGAACUCUCAGAGGCAGGAUCUGAACCCGAAGAAUGGCCCGGGCUUAGCUGGGGAGAGGGCCAAGGUCAUCUGCCGCAUGGCAUCUCUGUCUCUGCAGGUUCUGGGGCUCUGGCACAAGGCCUUGUAGGGGCAGAGGGGAUAGGGCUGGGACCCCAGCAGGUGCCCACUGAGCUCUUGCCUCAGGAAGCUGUACCCCUGGAUCUGGGCCCUGAGGAUGCUGAGUGGACCCAGGCCCUUCCCUGGAGAUUUGAUGGCCUUUCUCCCUGCUCCCACUGGCUCAUCCCUCCUCUGUCCUGGUGGGAUAUUUUCAAUGUAAGCCCAUCUCCUGGGCAACCUGUGUUGUUGGAAUUGAGCCCCACCUGGCCCAUGGACCCGUUGGAAGCAGAAGCUUGGUUGGUAGACCUCAAGUUCGUUUUCCUUUUGGGCGGCUUCGAUGCCAUUUGCUAUAUGCUGUCAAUGACUCCCUGCUGGGCUGUGAGAACCCGUGUCCAGCGCUGGCAGGUGUUGCUGGACCCUGGGGAGGUCAGAGUGGCCCAGCUGCAGAAUGCACCUGAACAGCAGGACCUGCACCGCUGGAAGCUAAGCAUCCUGGAGUCCUCAGAGCUGGGGGUGGAGCUGGUGCCUGCUGACUGCAGCCUGCGAAAGGGAGGGUUCAAGGUGCACUCUUAUUUGCCCUGGCACAAUAACACCCCAGAGGCCUGGAGCAGGGAGCCAGGGGAGAGGCUCCUUGUUUUAGAAGUUGUAUCUCUGAGGGAGUUGCCCUGCUUCCGGUCCCCCUCCCCUGAGCCUCACAACUAAGGGACAGAUGCUUGUACCACCUCCAGGACCCCAGAAACUGAAGAGCCAGAGGUUGCCUCUCAGCCACAGGUCCUGGAGGAUGUCCAUCAUCUUAAGGGGAAGAUCUGGAUCAGCCUGGGGUUGGUGCCUCAGGGAAGCCUGAUUUUGUUGUUCUUAGUUGACAGUGUUUGGAAGGUUAGGCCCAGCUUCAUGUGCAGGGUAAAGACUGUUGUGUAUCAAGUAUUAUGGGGGAUGAGUCACUGGUCCUUCCUCAGUUCUGCCCUAGUUGUAGGUGGGGAUACUAGAAGUAUGGCACCAAGUCAGGUUGGUUGGCCCCUAUGUUCUGCACUUGGCUUUUUCUGAGGGGCUAUGAGUCCUGGAUUCAGAAUUGACUGCUGUGCUUCUUGUUCAGUUCCUGCCCUGUGCAUGUUUCUGUUUUAAUAAAGUUAUCGUUUUCAUGGAA